UUUGGAUGUAGUCCGCCAUAAAAGCCAAAGAAGAAGAAGAAGAACACACGUUUCCGAACACGGCCUCUGGCUACCUGUGGAUGUGGCACUCUAACGUCGUGUCUUUGCUCAGCAGUUGUCAAUUUUGCUGCAGCGGGAACCUUCGACUUUUAUAAGUACUGACUGUUGGUGAGACGUCUUUUGAUGAAUUCUCUCUUUUGUUUCUCUUAUUUUUUUUGCCUGCCUUAACGUUAGUCUGUUGCUAGCUAGCCAGAUGCUAGCCUGAUGUAGCUAACGUGCUCUAUCUACAGCAGCUAUAAGCUAGAUGCGGCCACAUUGUAGUAGUCGCAUAUUUUCCCGCUUUCUCGCCAUUAAAUAAAGUUAAUAAGGAAAUCGAAGCCUUUGCAGCCUGAAUGGAGACUGUUUUAAGUACGAACCGGUCGAGGGGGAACACAAGUGUAUUUCCGGCUGGCCACAUCAAGCCCAGACGAUAGUGUGUAGGUCCAUGCCCAGGCUACUUUGAUAGCUAGUAGCCUACAGCUUGAUUUAGCGAACGUGUUCUAGACAUUUCAGCAGCCACAUCAACAGACUUGCAUGACAACUUCGUUAGCUAGGUAGAUAGCCAACGUUACACAUUUUAUCUAUGACAGUACUGUGGCUAGUUACGUUAGGCCGAUUGGAUGUACUGCCAAAUUCUCGAAAACUACGUUGGAGGCGGCUAUGGUAGAGAAAUGAACAUUCAAUUAUCUGGCGACAGCUCUGGUGGACAUUACAGCAGUCAUGCCAAUUGCACGCUCCCUCAACUUGAGACAUCUGUGGCAUUAUGUUGUAUUACAAAACGGCACAUUUUAGAGUGGCCUUUUAUUGUCCCAGCACAGGGGGCACCUGUGUAAUGCUCAUGCUGUUUAAUAAGCUACUUGAUAUGCCACACUUGUCAGGUGGAUGGAUUAUGUUGGCAAAGGAGAAAUGCUCACUAACAGUGAUGUAAACAAAUUUAUGCACAAAAUCUGGGAGAAAUAAGCUUUAUGUGCGUACGGAACAUUUCUGGGGUCUUUUAUUUCAGCACAUGAAACAUGGGACCAACACUUUACAUGUUGCGUUUUAUAUUUUUGCUAACUUUAGUGCUUGAGACUGUUUAACGGUUGGUGCAAGCCAGUGCACCAAGCUAUUUUCUACCAAUUAGCUACAACAACGAGACAAUUUGGUUUAGGUUACUCAUAAGCAGGUGAACGCCUGUAUAUCAACCUAAAGGAUGCCCACUUUAUUGUGAUGUAUAAGUAGCUGUGUACUGUCCUCAGGUCACGUUGCCAUGAUGUUGCAGAGGCUGGCCUUGUGUUCCAGUCUACGGUCCAGGAGCCUGCAAGCAAAUGUUUGCCCAUGCUUUGCCAGGGCAGUGUCCCAAACCAAGUGUAAGUAGCCAACCCCAUUCCACCAUUCCAAAACACACUGCACUGGUGCACCCCACUACAGAUGACACUUGGUUCAUAACACACCUCUUUGGCAGUCUCAGAUGUUUGUCUAUAUAAUAACCUAACAUGCUGUUGCCAGACAACCCAAGGUUUACGCUGUGUGAUCUGCUUUUCAGUACGUUUUGGAUAAACAGUUAUUUUGGGUCAUGUUCAGUAGGCAUGAAACGGAAGAAAACAAGUAAUAUAUGAACUAAGAAACUUUUGUUUUUGUUUUUCGUUGCAAAAUGUUUUGUUACGGUUUGCCCUAAUGAACAUGACUCUGGUGUUAAAUGAAUGUCCUGUUAUCUGUUGCAGUCCUUGUCACCCAUUCUCCUGGGAAGUCAGCAGCGCACCGCAGUGAGCUCAGACAGGCCAAGCGCAUUGUGGUGAAACUGGGCAGUGCUGUGGUGACGCGGGGAGAUGAGUGUGGCCUGGCCCUCGGGCGUCUCGCCUCCAUUGUGGAGCAGGUGAGGUCACGACCCGGUCAUUGAUGAUAUAGGUUACAAUGACCAAGAACUACUAACGAGAACCAGAAAUAAUGUAGAAAUAGAAGACUCCAGAAUAUUGAAAUUGAAGACAUGAUUAUGUGGGUUUUGAUUGACAUUGAAAGGUAUCUUCUGGAUUUCAAGGGGAGAAACUGCUGAGGUAAUGGUCAGUUACAUUUUUGGUGGGUCUUUAGAGAAGACUUGUUGAAGAUAGAAUUAAGUUGAUGAAUAUGUGGUGUGUAAGAAGAAGUCAUUGUUAUGUGUGUGUCCCUUAGGUGGCCGUGCUGCAGAACCAAGGCAGGGAGAUGAUGAUUGUCACCAGUGGAGCCGUUGCUUUCGGAAGGCAGAGACUGAGACACGAGAUCCUGCUAUCUCAGAGCGUCAGACAAGCCUUGCACUCUGGACAGAACCAACUCAAAGAAAUGGUAUAUAAAGUCACCUCACACAACAGAUUGGAUGGCAAUGGACAAUAGAUAAAUAACUUGACUUUUACUCAUGAUUUGUCUCUAUUUCUCUGGGUUUCAGUCCCUUCCAGUUCUGGAGGCCCGGGCGUGUGCAGCUGCUGGACAGAGUGGCUUGAUGGCUCUAUAUGAAGCAAUGUUCACUCAGUACAGCACCUGCACUGCACAGGUACAACCACACUUACAAAAGUAUUACUCUAUCAUUCUUUGCAGAUGGAAUUGCAUAUUGUCUGAUGUCACUACAUUCAUGUAGUGUUUUUCUAUGCAUUUUCUUAGCCAACGUUGUAUUGACAAUCAUCCCUGUAUUGUCGAAGAACACCUAUUUUGAGUAGAAACUAGAAUAAUAUGUUUUUAGAGUGACUAUAUGCCUACGUUAAACCCUCAAACUGAGAUCUUUCUUAUGCCUCUUCAAUAGAUCCUGGUGACGAACCUCGACUUCCACGAUGAGCAGAAGCGUCGCAACCUGAACAGCACCCUCCACGAGCUGCUGCGCAUGAACAUAGUGCCCAUCAUCAACACCAAUGACGCAGUUGUACCGCCCCCUGUUCCAAACAGUGACCUUCAGGGGGUAAAUGUGGGUACUUUCUGAAGGGCAUGCUGGGAAUGCGUAGUGUGGUCCAGAGUUGUGAUGGUAGAGUACACUACCGGUCAAAAGUUUUAGAACACCUACUCAUUCAAGGGUUAUUCUUUACUUUUACUAUUUUCUACAUUGUAGAAUAAUAGUGAAAACAUCAAAACUAUGAAAUAACACAUAUGGAAUCGUGUAGUAACCAAAAAAGUGUUAAACAAAUCAAAAUAUAUUUGAGAUUCUUCAAAUAGCCACCCUUUGCCUUGAUGACAGCUUUGCACACGCUUGGCAUUCUCUCAACCAGCUUCAUGAGGUAGUCACCUGGAAUGCAUUUCAAUGAACAGGUGUGCCUUCUUAAAAGUUAAUUUGUGGAAUUUAAUGCGUUUGAGCCAAUCAGUUGUGUUGUGACAAGGAAUGGGGGGUAUACAGAAGAUAUCCCUAUCUGGUAAAAGACCAAGUCCAUAUUAUGGCAAGAACAGCUCAAAUAAGCAAAGAGAAACGACAGUCCAUCAUUACUUUAAGACAUGAAGGUCAGUCAAUAUGGAACAUUUCAAGAACUUGCAGUCGCAAAAACCAUCAAGCGCUAUGAUGAAACUGGCCCUCAUGAGGACCGCCACAGGAAUGGAAGACCCAGAGUUACCUCUACUGCAGCGGAUAAGUUCAUUAGUUACCAGCCUCAGAAAUUGCAGCCCAAAUAAAUGCUUCACAAAGUUCAAGUAACAGACACAUCUCAACAUCAACUGUUCAGAGGAGACUGUGUGAAUCAGGCCUUCAUGGUCGAAUUAGUGCAAAGAAACCACACCAAUAAGAAGAAGAGACUUGCUUGGGCCAAGAAACACGAGCAAUGGACAUUAGACCGGUGGAAAUUUGUCCUUUGGUCUGGAGGCCAAAGUUGAGAUUUUUGGUUCCAACCGCCAUGUCUUUGUGAGACGUGGUGUGGGUGAACGGAUGAUCUCCGAAUGUUUAUUUCCCACCAUAAAGCAUGGAGGAGGAGGUGUUAUGGUGUGGGGGUGCUUUGCUGGUGACACUGUCUGUGAUUUAUUUAGAAUUCAAGGCACACUUAACCAACAUGGCUAACACAGCAUUCUGUAGCGAUACGGACAGGACAAUGACCCAACACACCUCCAAGCUGUGUAAGGGCUAUUUGACCAAGAAGGAGAGCAAUGGAAUGCUGCAUCAGAUGACCUGGCCUCCACAAUCACCCGACCUCAACCCAAUUGAGAUGUUUUGAGAUGAGUUGGACCGCAGAGUGAAGGAAAAGCAGCCAACAAGUGCUCAGCAUAUGUGGGAACUCCUUCAAGACUGUUGGAAAAGCAUUCCAGGUGAAGCUGGUUGAGAGAAUGCCAAAAGAGUGUGCAAAGCUCUCAUCAAGGCAAAGGGUGGCUAUUUGAAGAAUCUCAAAUAUAAAAUCUAUUUUGAUUUGUUUAACACUUUUUUUUUUUUUGGUUACUACAUGAUUCCAUAUGUGUUAUUUCCUAGUUUUGAUGUCUUCACUAUUAUUCUACAAUGUAGAAAAUAGUAAAAAAAAUAAAGAAAACCCCUUGAAUGAGUAGGUGUUCUAAAACUUUUGACCGGUAGUGUACCUAAGGCGCAUUUUUACUUUUACUUUCUCCACCCACACAAAUGUUUCUAUUUGGUUUAGCAUUAGUAAAAAAAAAAAAAAAUCAUUUAGCUUUGAUUUCUACUUUUAUUAGUGCCUCUUCAUGCAUCUGAGGGGCGAAUCCGAACUUCCAUUUAGGUUUGCAUUGACGUCAAUGGAAGACUAAGUGAAAACUCUGUUUAAUGUGGAAGUUAGGAUUCAACUUAUGUUUAAGUCAGAGCCAAUGCUAAUGUAGAGGGGCCUAUUGUAGCACGUUUUUAUUCAGCAAGCUGCUCUUACUUUAAAAUGACAUCCUAGGGUACAGUGCAUGGCUAUGAUACAUGAGCUGUUUGCAUGUAUUAAAUUGCGUCAUGCUGUUUUUAUAUAAUGUUUUUUUCUUGCAUUUCAGGUAAUACACAUCAAGGAUAACGACAGCUUGGCUGCAAGACUGGCUGUUGAAAUGAAAGCAGACCUUCUUAUUGCUCUAUCUGAUGUUGAAGGUAUGCAAUGCAUUUCGAAAUGAGCUACGUUGUUGUUCAUUUACUCUCAGCUAAAAUAAAAAGUAUUUGCAUUGACCAUGUUGUAUCCCACAGGAUUGUAUGACAGCCCCCCAGGAACAGAUGACGCUAAACUCAUCGAUAUCUUCUACCCCGGAGACCAGCAGUCUAUCAGAUAUGGCUCAAAGUCCAAAGUGGGCAUUGGGGGCAUGGAGGCAAAGGUUAGUGGCAAGCAACCCCUAGUUUGAGGAGGAAGGCGGCAUCUACACUUCUCCAAGUGUUAAAAUAGUAUGGUUGGCUGUUUUGAAAGAAGGUUUAAUCAAUCAAUUUAAUUUAUAAAACCGUUUACAUCAGCAGUUGUCACAAGUGCUUUUACAGUAACUCGGACCAAGGCCCCAAAGGCAGAAGCAUAGAGGCAAGAAAAUCAAAUCAAAUUGUAUUUGCCACAUGCGCCGAAUACAACAGGUGUAGACAUUACAGUGAAAUGCUUACUUACCAGCCCUUAACCAACAAUGCAGUUUUUUAAAAUAAAUACUCCCUAAAUAGAAGAAACCUAGAGCGCAAAUAGGCUCAGAGGGGACACACCCUCCACUGGCUGUACUGGGGUAUGUUUCAUUUAAAAUGUUUAAUAGAAUCAUGUUGUCUCACCCAGGUGAAGUCUGCUCUGUGGGCGCUUCAGGGUGGCACAUCGGUCGUCAUUGCCAAUGGCACCGACCCCAAAGUCACGGGCCACGUCAUCACAGACAUAGUGGAGGGAAAGAAAGUGGGCACCUUCUUCUCUGAGGUCAAGCCUGCUGGUGAGUCACUGAUACCUUGUAGAGAGAGAAACUCCAACCUGCAGUAGUAACACACAUUAAUAAGCUAUUUAUAAACUACAUUAUUUGUAAAAAUGCAGUUCAUUACAAUUCAUGAGCAUUUGUAACAUUUAUAAUAAUGUAUAAAGAAUUUGGAAGCAUUUCAAAAAAUGUAUAAGCAUUUAUACCCAAUUUGGAUAAGAGCGUCUGCUAAAUGACUUAAAUGUUAAAUAAUGGCUCAUGUAUGAAAGUGAUUAUAAAGAGUCACUGAAACAGUUAAGAUGGUGAGAUGCCCCACUCUGGUUCAUGUUGUUGUGGGGUGUGACACACACAGGUCCCACUGUGGAGCAGCAGACAGAAAUGGCCAGGCAGGCAGGCAGGACUCUGGCCACUCUUCACCCAGAUGAGGUGAGAGUUCCCUCUUUUACCCUUUUCACACUACAGAGCUGUGCCGAGCUGUACUGACUGGCCUGGUUACACGGUGCUGGAAAGGACCAUGUGAAAAUAACAUAUCAGAGCUAGCACAUUCCAGUUUGGGUCUGCAUGAUAGUGUGAAAAGGGUAAUAGAGUGCUCAUCUGAGCUGAUGUGUAAUCUAUCUCUGCUGUACUUAAGUCAUUUUUUUUUUUUACACGUCUAUUCAUUUAACACAACCAGAGAGGAGAGAUAAUUUGCCGUCUGGCUGACCUGCUGACAGAGAAGAAGGAUGAGAUCCUCAGUGCCAACAAGAGAGACAUGGAGACGGCAGCCUCAUCAGGUACUCAAUGCAGCUUCAUCAGGUCACAAUGGGCCCACAAAUUAAGAUCAUACCAGAUACUGUUAAUAUUGCUGACACAAGCUGUCUGUAUCAGCAAUUGAUGAAAUAACAUAAGCCAUAAGAAUGUUAGUCUUAUAUUUUAGUGUGAUUCCCUCUAGGCCGUCUCUCCCAACCCCUGUUGGCGAGGUUGAGUCUGUCCACAUCGAAGCUGAACAGCCUAGCCAUCGGCCUGCGUCAGAUCGCUGUAUCGUCCAGGGACAGCGUGGGCCAGGUGCUCCGCAGGACCAGAGUCGCCAACAACCUGGAGCUGGAACAGAUCACUGUGCCCAUCGGGGUGCUGCUGGUCAUCUUCGAGUCCCGGCCCGACUGCCUUCCUCAGGUCAGACACCUGAUGGUGGCCAUGCUGCUAAACCACAAGGCUCAAUCCUGGGCCCAAUCCCAAAUGGACCCCUAGACCCUUCACCCUAGGCACUUGUGGAGACCUGAGAGGAUUUGAUUGGUGUAAGCAAUAUGGUGAAACUUUAACCUAGCCUAUUAGAGGGCAAGGUGAAGCUAUUACUAUAUUGCCUACAUUGGUCAAAUCCUCUCAGAUUUGAGUUAAUUAUAUAUUUUACUUUACCCCCUUUUUCUCCCCAAUUUCUUGAUAUCUAAUUGGUAGUUACGAUCUUUUCUCAUCGCUGCAACUCCCCUACGAACUCGGGAGAGGCGAAGGUCGAGAGCCAUGCGUCCUCUGAAACACGACCCUGCCAAGCCGCACUGCUUCUUGACACACUGCUCGCUUAACCCGGAAGCCAGCCGCACCAAUGUGUCGGAGGAAACACCAUCCAACUGACGACCGAAGUCAGCUUGCAGGCGCCCGGCCUGCCACAAGGAGUUGCUACACCCGCAAUAACAUCUGCUAAAUAUGUGUAUGUGACCAAUAAGAAUUGAUUUAGAGCAUGAGACAAGGGAAAUCCCGGCCGGCCAAACCCUCCCCUAACUCGGAUGAUGCUGGGCCAAUUGUGUGCCGCCUCAUGGGUAUCCCGGUCAUGGCCGGCUGUGACACAGCCUGGGAUCGAACCCGAGGCUGUAGUGGCGCCUUAGACCGCUGCGCCACUCGGGAGGCCUCAAAUCCUCUCAGAUUUACACAGAUUUUAAGUACAUAGGACAUAUGGCCUAGGGGUCGAUUUGGGAUUGGACCCUAUUGUCUUUUAUUUUCAGAGACAUGAUAGUACUGAUGUGACUGAAGUGUCGUAUGGACUUGUACCGGUAUGUACUACAGGUGUCAGCUCUGGCCAUUGCCAGUGGAAAUGCUCUGUUACUGAAGGGGGGUAAAGAAGCGGCCAACACUAACCGUAUCCUGCAUCAGCUGACCCAGGAGGCUCUCUCUAUCCACGGGGUGAAGGAUGCUAUUCAGCUGGUAAGAUCAGAAUCAAUGGGAUAUCUGAGGCAUGAGUUGAGUUUUAGGUUACACAUUACACUUGUAUUAGACACACUUAUGUUACAGAUAGGAGAGAGCCUUUGAGUGGGGAGAACGACAGUACACUUGUGCUGGGGUAAAUUCCAUUUUAAUUCAGUCAUUUUAGGACGUAACUGAAAUUCACAUUUUCCUCAAUGCUUCUCUAUGAGAAGACAAUUGACUGAAUUGAAAUGGAAUUGACCCCAGCCCUAAUGUAGGUACAUAUGAUUUUAGAGUUUAGCAUCGUAAUAAAGUACGUUAUUAACGUGUGUGAUGUAGGUGAGUACCCGUGAGGAGGUGGAGGACCUGUGUAGACUAGAUAAGAUGAUAGACCUGAUCAUCCCUCGAGGCUCGUCCCAGCUGGUCAGAGACAUCCAGAGAGCUGCCAAGGGCAUCCCUGUGCUAGGACACAGCGAGGGCAUCUGCCAUGUCUACAUCGACUCUGAGGCCUGCAUCGAAAAGGCUAUUGACAUCAGUGAGUGUUUUAUUACCCCAUUGUUUACAAACAACGUACAAUGUGUCGUUUUAAACUUAUGGUGAAGCUAUCUUGUGUAUGUCAUGAACUGUCAGUCCUUGCAUCUAGGGCAGGUGUCAAACUCGUUCCACGGAGGGCCGAGUGUCUGGGUUUUCACUCCUCCCUUGUACUUAGAUUGAUGAACUAAGGUCACUAAUUAGUAAGGAACUCCCUUCACCUGGUUGUCUAGGUCUUAAUUGAAAGGAAAAACCAGUAGACACUAGCCCUCCAUGGAAUGAGUUUGACACCCCUGAUCUAGGGCUUCCAUUUAGCUGAAAAACAAAUCUCAGAUUGUAGCUUUAGUUGACAUUAAUGUACUCAUUCAUACACCCAGUCCUCUAAGUGAACGGUAGUCUGAUAAAUGUUCUGUCUCUGCAGUCAAAGACUCUAAAUGUGACUACCCUGCGGCCUGCAAUGCCAUGGAGACCCUACUCCUCCACAGAGAUCUACUGAGGACUCCCCUGUUUGACCAGAUUAUAGACAUGCUUAGAAUCGAACAGGUGAGACAAACACACACUAUCUAUCCAUGUAGACAAUACACAUACUCAGACUGAGGCUUGUUCAGUAUCUUAUACAGAUCACAGACAUUACACAAUCCAGACCACACACUAUUUAGAGACAUUAAUUUAUAAAGGGAGAGACUGGGUCAACACUCUGUUUUGACCUUUUGGUGUUACCAGAGAACCCCACAGCAGAAUAGCUAAAAUUAUUCAAUUAAGAUCUUAUUCAUGUGGUACCUUGCCACCAUAUCUGACCAAUUGUAAGGGGGAAAGGCUUACUGUGUCUUGUUUAUUUGAAUCGGUAAAGCAUCUCACUGGCCAGUUUUUAAUGGGAUAUUGCACUUCAAAACAUUUGACUUAAAGUAUUCUAAUGUUGAGAUACUGUAUGUGCACAUUCCUCUUUGAUUUGUAAUGUAAUGUCCCUUAAACUACACAGUAGAGCUAUGUGUACAUGGUCAAAUACAGUCAUCGUUGAAAAUGUAACGUCUUGUGUCCUCCCACAGGUGAAGAUCCAUGCAGGCCCCAGGUUUGCCUCCUACCUGACUUUCAGCCCGUCAGAGGUGAAGUCUCUGAGGACAGAGUACGGGGACCUGGAGUGCUGCAUUGAGGUGGUGGACAGUAUGCAGGACGCCGUGGACCACAUCCACAAAUACGGCAGCUCCCACACAGAUGUUAUUGUUACAGAUAACGGUGAGCAAAUCCUGCAACGUGCAUGCACGCACACACACACACACAGUUUUCAAUGAGAGCUAGAGCACUGCAUGUCAACAUUCCAAUGUUGUCCUAGUGUAUAGGCCUACCAUGCAUUUAUUUACAACAAAAUACAUUUGUUUACACUAUAGGGUUCCAAAAAAGUCACGUCUAUGUCAAAUUAUUUUAAAUAUAGUAACUAGAUUCCUAGAAUAAUAGAUUUAUAUUGUAAUGUUUUUCUGCACAGAGGAGACAGCUGAACAGUUCAUGCAACAGGUGGACAGUGCCUGUGUUUUCUGGAACGCUAGCUCUCGCUUUGCUGACGGAUACAGAUUUGGUCUUGGUGAGUACAAAUAAUUUUACCAUACAAAAUAUAACAGUAAACCUAGUUAUAAAUGCAUAUGAAAAAUGUAUAAAUGUUGUAUACUUAUGAAUUGUAAUGCUUAGUUUGUUAUAAUGCUUAUAAAUGCGUAUACAUGUUGAGUACAGUAUUUCAUUUUCUGUGUUAAUAGUAUGUUCAGUGCACUAUAGUUUAUUAAUGCAUAUUCAUGAUAAACAGUUAUUAUAACGUGUGUCUAGUACAGCACAUACUGAUCUGUAUUGUGGUGUUGCAGGUGCGGAGGUUGGCAUCAGCACAGCUCGGAUCCACGCCAGGGGCCCCGUGGGUCUGGAGGGGCUGCUGACCACCAAGUGGGUCCUCCGGGGUGAGGGACACACAGUGGCAGACUUCUCAGAGGCGGGCAGUAUGAAGUACCUUCAUGAGAACAUCCCUGUUCCUCAGAGAUUCCCCAGC
This is a messenger RNA of Coregonus sp. 'balchen', 10501 nucleotides long. NCBI's taxonomy places the organism in Eukaryota, Metazoa, Chordata, Actinopteri, Salmoniformes, Salmonidae. The record is from the annotation of a GenBank genome assembly.